Molecule: messenger RNA, 1245 nt
Organism: Arabidopsis arenosa
Lineage: Eukaryota; Viridiplantae; Streptophyta; Magnoliopsida; Brassicales; Brassicaceae
Source: the annotation of a GenBank genome assembly
UUCUUACAAAAACAAAACUGAUUCGAUUAGAGAGACUAGAGAGAGCAGAAGAAGGAGUUUCGUCUUAUCGGAAAUUAUGAAUGCGGUAAUAACAUCAACCAUCAUCAACUACAACUCUCUGUCGCCGUCAUGGAUAAGCGGAGAGAAUUGGCCGUCAAAGGUUCUGUUGGGGGAAAUCUCUGCCGCGUUCUCACGGCGGAGGACGAAGGUGUCAUGCAGCAAGAGCAGCCCAGAUGAUUACCACUCAACCCUCAAAUCACUCAAUUCUCGUGGUCGCUUUCCCAGAAAAUCCCUCGGCCAGCAUUACAUGUUGAAUUCGGACAUUAACGACCAGCUAGCCUCUGCGGCUGAUGUGAAAGAAGGAGAUUUUGUAUUAGAGAUUGGUCCUGGGACUGGUUCUUUAACCAAUGUCCUUAUCAAUUCAGGUGCUACAGUUCUUGCCAUCGAAAAGGAUCCUCAUAUGGUGGCUUUGGUGACCGAACGAUUUGCUGAUUCUGACAAGUUCAAGGUUUUGCAAGAGGAUUUUGUCAAGUGUCACAUCCGUUCUCACAUGCUCUCCAUUUUAGAGAGUAGAAGGUUAUCACAUCCAGAUUCUGCUCUUGCAAAGGUUGUUUCUAACUUACCUUUCAAUAUAAGUACUGAUGUUGUGAAGCUUCUACUUCCUAUGGGUGAUAUCUUCUCAAAAGUUGUUCUCUUACUCCAGGACGAGGCAGCAUUGCGAUUGGUUGAACCAGCACUGCGAACAUCUGAAUACCGUCCCAUCAACAUUUUGAUCAACUUCUAUUCAGAACCGGAAUACAAUUUCAGAGUUCCUAGGGAAAACUUCUUCCCUCAGCCCAAGGUUGAUGCUGCUGUUGUAACAUUCAAGCUGAAGCAUCCGAGUGACUAUCCUGAUGUUUCGUCCACCAAAAAUUUCUUCUCUUUGGUGAAUUCUGCAUUCAAUGGGAAGAGAAAAAUGUUGAGAAAGUCCCUCCAGCACAUAUCAUCAUCUCCUGAGAUCGAAAAAGCUCUCGGAGUUGCUGGUCUUCCAGUCACUUCAAGGCCUGAAGAGCUUACCUUGGAUGACUUUGUCAAGUUGCAUAACGUAAUCGCCAGCGAAUAAGACCAACGAGAAGGACCAUCAUCAGUAUCUAUGUUUUCUCGGCUUUGGAGUUAUACGAAGCCAUUUGAAAACAGAAAAAUGAUGGCAACAAGAUGAGGAAGACAUGCCAUUGAUGCAGAUCAAGCUGCUGAAAGACGAAUGUG